AACCCACCUCUUCAUUAUUAUUUUAUGGUGGUAGACUAUUUCAACAGUAUAUAGUAGAUAACUAUGUAAAAAUCGAAUCUACAUGUCUUAAUUACCUACGUUAUAAUCAAAAUAAAAUCCGCCAAGAACACUAUCAAGGCUUGCAAGAUUCUUUUCAAUUAGGAAUAGUUAAUAUAUCUGAUAUAGGACAAAGAAUUAUUUUACCUUCAACUUUCAUAGGUGGAUUUCGCAACAUGUAUCAAAGAUAUCAAGAUGUGAUGGCUUUGGUCUAA
This is a messenger RNA of Dentiscutata erythropus, 272 nucleotides long. The record is from the annotation of a GenBank genome assembly. Lineage: Eukaryota; Fungi; Glomeromycota; Glomeromycetes; Diversisporales; Gigasporaceae.